AAUUGCAAUUUCAUAUUUAAACAUACAUUAUUUUAUUAUGGUUUUAACCUUAUGGAAGUUGGAAACCAUAUGUGAUUAAAUAAUUAGUGGUAAUUAAUUGGAUAAAAGAAUCAUGCCAAUACACAAUUAAUUGCACUUGUAUGUAUAGUGAGGUUGUACUUGUUUGGGGGAUGUUAGGAAGUUUUUUAUCUACUAAAUUGUAUUGAUUAGUUUACUAUAAAAAUGUUUUUUCUUCAUGAAAAUGAGUUUCAAGAUCAGAAAAUACAAACAAAAACUUUAAAACUCUGAAGUUAUCAACUUAUCAUUACAGGAAAUUGAAUAAUAAAAUUGUCGGCGGAUUUGACCUAGAGAGUUUUUGUUUGUCUUCUUCCAUGGUUUCGUUUUACGAAUAUUUUAAAAUUUUCUCCGAUCAAAAUGAAUUUGAACAAUGUACUAAGCAAUUGGAAUUGAAAAUGUAAAUUAAAAAUGGAACAGAUAUUCCCAAAAAUCCUAGAAAAAUAUAUAAACUUUUUAAAUUGCAAGUGGGCCUUAUAGUGGGAUGUUUUUUUAGUAUAUUGGCAAAUGCAAUGAUUAUAUCGGUAUUAACCAUAUAUAUAGAAUUAUGUGUAGUUUCUAUUGUUUUUUUUUUCCUUUGUUUAAUUAAAGUAGUAGAAGUUAAUUAAAACCUGAUAUAAUUUUUUUUUUGUAACCGGUAUACUAAACCAAACCAAGAUACAGACUAAUCGCGGGUCUGGAAUUUAAUAUAAAAUUGUAUAAACUAAAUAUUGUUUUUUAUUUGAAAUGAUAUAUUUGGUACACGCAUGGAUUUUGAGUUUGAAAUAAUUCGUAGCUUUAUAACCACGAACACGAAGGGCAAUAAAUUGUUGUUAUAAGUAUCUUUUAAUUAAUAUACAUUGUCUCCUUAAUUAGAAAAAACUAUAAUAGGAUUUAAUGUGUUCAUCCUACAUCCUACAUCCUACAUCCUAUAUCAGUACCGCUAAUUGUUUUAUUUUAUGCAUUUUUCCAUUUAUUUUGAAGCUGUACUUUAAACCCAAUGAUGAUAACACACUACAAAAAAAAAAAAUCAAUAACACAAUGGAAAUUAAAUGAUACAUAUAUAUUUAUCUAAAAAAGUCGUAUAAUGAAAUACUAUAACACUGAUUUUGCACUUGUGUAAACAUGCUAAUUAGAAAGAGAGAAAAAAAGACUAAUAGUAAGGAGGAGGAGGAUGCCUAGAGUCAUCUACUAACCUUUUCAAAUAAUUUUCAAUGAUGCAUUUUUAUGAAUGAUACAAACUGUUGUUGACCUGACACGUUGUGAAAUUGUAUUUCUUCUCAAUCAUUCGAGAAGAAGACUGCACGAUGUCUCUGCCUCAAAUACACGAACGACACGAAUUGUUGGUCGUUUAUUAUAUAUAAUUGAAAAGCAAAACUAAAAACAGAGCAAAAGGUUAAGCAUCCUUUUCUUUCCACGCACAUAUUAUUAUCGUUAAAAUUAUUGUAAGCAAUAUAGAUUCUUUAAUUUUUAAACUAAUCAAGCUGGGCCAUGAAUUAAUUAUUUUGAAUACCUCUAACCAGUUAUUUUUUGGAUAUCUUUUACCCAUUGCCAUGCUAUUUUGCUUAUUUAAUCAUCCAUUUUUUUAUAUAAAAUAAUGAAAAUCCAAUUAUAUCACCUUUUAUCAGUUGCUUUUAAUAUCUUGUAGGCAUUGCUGUGCUAUUUUGCUUUAUUAAUCAUCCACAUUUUUUGUAUAAAGUAAUUAAAAUCCAAUUAUAUUAUCGUCCGUUGAAUAUUACAUUUUAGCAGCACGAAAAAACGGUGCGUUUUGUAACAGCCGUGUGCGGUUUCUCCCUUUAUAUUUUUUCUCUCCUAACAUUUCGUGGACUCUCUCUCUCUCUCUCUCUCAAAACAUUGCGCUUGAAUUUGAAUUCUUUUUUUUUCUUGAUCCAUGUGAUCGAUCGCCUCCGGAAGAAGUAUUGAUUUUGUUUUUGAAUCUGUGCCGCGUAAGCGAACCCUGGGUCUGAUCAAAAUUAAGCUAUACUAAUGGCGUCUCUGGUCUCGAAUCAUGGAUCGGAGAGAAAUCCAAACCCUAGCUUUACAGAACCCUCGAGGAAGACCAAGAAGAAGAAACCGUCUACGACGUCAUUUCGGAGAAGCACAGCCUCCGCCGCUGGAGAAGGUGAAAGGCACGCUCGAUGGAGAUCCGAGAAGCAACAGCGGAUCUACUCUGCCAAGCUGAUCCAGGCGCUUAGACAGGUCCGUCUAAAUUCCUCCGCUGCGACAUCUCCGGAGGCGAAGCGGCGGAGCAAGGCCGUGCGAGAAGCCGCCGAUCGCGUCCUCGCCGUCGCCGCUGAAUACAAUCACAGUUAUAAUCGAUUCAGCUUGCCGGCGGUGCAGAGGAAAGCGAGGGUUCUCGGGAAGUUAGUUCCCGGUUGCCGGAAACAGCCAUUGCCGGUGAUUCUUGAAGAAGCGACGGAUUACAUACAGGCACUGGAGAUGCAAAUCCGUGCCAUGAGUACUCUCGCGGAGCUUCUCUCCGGCUCGGCUCCUCCGCCGAGCUGAUGAGGGGUAGAAGCGUCAUUUCGCUAUAUUAUUCCGAUAAUUCCCCUACUCCCUCUCUCUAUAUAUAUAAGGUAUUGGUUGACUAUAGAAGUGCUUCUCGUGGUUAAUCUCUAUGACUAUAUAUAAUUAUACAAUAUAUUUAAUAUAUCAUUUUAAAUGAUUUUAUUGAAUUUUUUCCUGGAUUUUGAGCAACUGUGAAUUUUCGUCUUUUUUUUUUUUUAUAAUCUGCUUGUUCUUUGUUUUCUCUGAAUGGUACUGGAAAAAAGUUAUAGUCUUACAUUUUAAGUA
Molecule: messenger RNA, 2826 nt
Organism: Tarenaya hassleriana
Lineage: Eukaryota; Viridiplantae; Streptophyta; Magnoliopsida; Brassicales; Cleomaceae
Product: transcription factor bHLH148-like
Exons: 3
Coding region: 2020-2538 (172 amino acids)
Biological process (GO): regulation of DNA-templated transcription
Molecular function (GO): protein dimerization activity
Source: RefSeq, a predicted model, not a curated record